Messenger RNA from Racocetra persica, 753 nucleotides. The record is from the annotation of a GenBank genome assembly. NCBI's taxonomy places the organism in Eukaryota, Fungi, Glomeromycota, Glomeromycetes, Diversisporales, Gigasporaceae.
AUGGUUGAAAGUAAAAAAGAAAUUUUGAGAAAUUCAACCAACCUUAUUUGGAAAGCAACCGAUGGAAAAGUUGUUACAAUUACUUUCAAUAACCAGUUACGCUUAGCAACCAUCUCGUUAGAUAAAAGAACCAACACUAUCAGAAUUGCUGAUUAUAAGAAUGUUCCAGAAUGUCAACUAUAUAAUAAAAGUGUUAGUAACAACUCAGAACAUGACCAAGGUAUGAAUAAAUUGAUUAAUGUUAUCUCUGGAAUGUUUAACCAUAGCAUGCAAGCUGACGAUAUUGAAAAUAAUGACGAAAGAAAUGAUGAGAGUGAAAUAGAAAAUAUUAUUAAUUUAUCACACAAUAUAAAUAUUAAAGAUAAUAACAAUGAUCAAAAUGAUGAGAAUUUGCAAGAUACUAUAAAUAUUCAGAAAAUCAACUAUGAGGAAAGAAUUGAUAAGAAUUUAUUGCACAAAACUACAGAUGUUGACAAUAAUAAGAAUUUAACGCACGAUACUAUAAAUAUCGACUAUAAAAAUCAUGAAGAAAUGAUUAAUGAGUUAAAGAGAUGUAAAGAUUUGGAUCCUUCUGUAGCUUCAUUUAUUCGAAAAAAGAAAGCAAAAUUGAUAGCUUCAAAUCCUUUAGAUUAUUCAAAAGCUUCAGAUUCUUUAAAUUCGGCUUCAGAAGGUUCGGAUUCAGUUUCAGAAGUUUCAGAUUUGGCUUCAGAAGCUUCAGAUUUUUUAAAUUCAAUUUCAGAAGUAAAUAGCCUG